CAUUCGCAGCUAGAGUUAACUGUAGGCAGGAAUCCCCUGUAGGCAGCACCAGCAGAGGGCCGCCCCAUACUGAGGCUGAGCAACUCCAUUACAAUUAGAUUUCAUGUUCAACGGCUCUUGCUGUAAAGGAGGAGGGAGGAUUCCCUGCCUGAUUCCCACCCAAUUUACGAAGGAAUGGUAACAUGGCCUCGGAGAGCAGCACCCCAGUCACCCAGCAGAUAGGCAGGAACAUGGAGGGCGGCAGCGCCGAGCUGUGCACCUCUCUGUACCACCCGGACCUGGAGCUAGCUGCAGGCUGCCUGCUGAGGGACAGAAGCGGCAGGAGCUUCCAGUUUGGGGACUUAUACAGAGACAGUAAGGCGAUCAUAGUUUUUGUGAGGAAUUUCCUCUGUUACACGUGUAAAGAAUAUGUGGAAGAUUUGGCCAAGAUUCCAAAAAGUUUUCUGGAGAAAGCAGAUGUCAGACUUAUUGUCAUUGGGCAGUCAUCAUAUCUACAUAUACAGCAAUUUUGCUCAUUAACAGGAUAUCCUCAUGAAAUGUAUGUUAAUACUGACCGAGAUAUCUAUACCAAGUUAGGGAUGAAAAAAGGGGAAACCUCUACCUCCUCAGCAGGAAGCCCCCAUGUGAAAUCAAACUUCAUAAGUGGAAGCAUUAAAAGCAUUUGGAGAGCAAUAAAAAGUCCAGCAUUUGAUUUUCAAGGCGAUCCAGCACAACAGGGUGGAUCUGUAAUAGUAGGCCCAGGUAACAGAGUCCAUUUUCUGCAUCGUGACAUGAACAGAUAUAACCAUGUGCCAAUUAGUUCCCUGCUUCGUUAUGCCGGAGUACAGACAAUCUAUUUUGGUAAUAAGCCCCAAAUACUAGAAGUGUAAUGUAAUAUGCAGGUGCAAACCCAGUUUCACAGAUACAAACCAUAUUUUUCUAAAAAUGUUUUUACAAGACAUAUAUUUAUAUGUUUAUUAUUGAAAUGAUUUAUGUAUACAUUAUUUUAUUUAUACUUUUGUACAUUUGAUUGUUUUAGAGUGAAUGAAAUGAUAUGUAACACAAUAUGUAAUAAAUGCGUAUUUUAUACUAAUAGUGGCCCACAUAUAGGGGGUAAUUCCAAGUUGAUCGCAGCAGGAAUUUUUUUUAGCAGUUGGGCAAAACCAUGUGCACUGCAGGGGAGGCAGAUAUAACGUGCAGAAAGAGUUAGAUUUGGGUGUGGUGUGUUCAAUCUGCAAUCUAAUUUGCAUUGUAAAAAUAAAGCAGCCAGUAUUUACCCUGCACAGAAAUAAAAUAACCCACCCAAAUUUAACUCUCUCUGCACAUGUUAUAUCUGCCUUCCCUGCAGUGCACAUGGUUUUGCCCAACUGCUAAAAAAUUUCCUGCUGCGAUCAACUUGGAAUUACCCCCAUAGUCUGAUCUAGCCACAUGCACCAACUUCCGAGUUACUAUGUUACCAUCAGCUUUGGUCAGACACCUACAUGGGGCCUAAUCUAAAAUAUGGAUGGUCAAUGCCAGUUUGGCCUAAGUAGUUGUUAAAUUGGUAGCAUAUAUAACGUGAGAGUUUGAUACAGUGGCUGUAAAAAAUAAUUACCAUCAUGGUAUUUUUAUCCCCUUAUUUCUUUACAUGGCUUUAUUUGAUACCACAGAGGAACAAACAAUAUUCUGUAAUGCUAAAUAAAAAGAAGACUGUGAAGCUUCUAAAUAAACAGCUAAAGUUUAA
Messenger RNA from Pseudophryne corroboree (corroboree frog), 1702 nucleotides. It is a transcript of the gene PRXL2C, whose product is annotated as peroxiredoxin like 2C. The coding region runs from base 183 to 869 and encodes 228 amino acids. The transcript has 6 exons. The record is from RefSeq and is a predicted model, not a curated record. Lineage: Eukaryota; Metazoa; Chordata; Amphibia; Anura; Myobatrachidae.